GUCGUUAGUCGGUCUCAAGCUAGGAGGGCCCAUUCCGGACUCCAUCAGCAACCUCGACCAGCUCGUAGGACUCUUUAUCCACAUGUCCACAAUCACCGGCUCAAUCCCAUCUGGAAUCAGCAACCUGUCAAAACUUCAGAGACUAGACAUUAAUUGGGGCGAGCUCACUGGUUCGAUUCCCCCUGCAAUUGGCACUCUUACAGACCUGAGAAGCUUAUCUCUCAAAGGGAAUAAGCUCACUGGUGCAAUUCCUUCUGUAAUCGGCAAUCUAACGAGUCUGAGAUAUCUUUAUCUCCAACAAAAUCAGCUCACUGGCUCUAUCCCUGCUGAAAUCGACCAUCUCACAAACCUUUACUUCAUAGACCUUGCAAACAAUCGGCUCAGCGACUCAAUCCCAGUUGCAUUAGGGAGUCUUACAAAGCUGCAAUACCUAGGACUUGAAUCAAACCAGCUCACUGGCCCAAUCCCUUCUUCAAUUGCCAAUCUUGUGAACGUUAUUCAAAUAUAUCUCAAUGAAAACGAGCUCUCUGGCACAAUCCCGUCCGGACUCGGCAACCUCACAAAAUUGACACGUCUAAAUCUUGAAAUAAAUCAGCUCACCGGCUCAAUCCCUAGUGGAAUCGGCAAUCUGGCAGCUAUCUCUUACCUGUAUCUUGGCAGCAAUCGGUUGACAGGACCCAUUCCUCCCUCCAUCAGCUUACUGACUCAACUCAGCACUCUCUCUCUAGAAAGCAACGAGUUGGAAGGCGAUCUAUCAGAGAGCAUCUGUGCUCUUUCUUCUCCUGCAAAACUGUACAUGCACAUGAACCGACUCACUGGAUCCAUCCCUUCAUCAAUCAGCAAACUCUCCACCCUUUGGUCAUUGAGACUUGGUAGCAAUCGUCUUACCGGAACGAUUCCUUCGACGAUCGGCAAGAUGACUCGCCUAGGCCAACU
Messenger RNA from Closterium sp. Naga37s-1, 936 nucleotides. The record is from the annotation of a GenBank genome assembly. NCBI's taxonomy places the organism in Eukaryota, Viridiplantae, Streptophyta, Zygnematophyceae, Desmidiales, Closteriaceae.